Acinonyx jubatus (cheetah) is the source of this 16350-nucleotide messenger RNA. RefSeq names its product aminopeptidase O (putative) (gene AOPEP). The transcript has 14 exons. NCBI's taxonomy places the organism in Eukaryota, Metazoa, Chordata, Mammalia, Carnivora, Felidae. Gene Ontology annotation, molecular function: zinc ion binding; metalloaminopeptidase activity. The record is from RefSeq and is a predicted model, not a curated record. The coding region runs from base 261 to 2441 and encodes 726 amino acids. Gene Ontology annotation, cellular component: nucleolus.
AGAUUGAUGGAAUCAAGAGAGAGACUUAAGAAUCCUCCCUGAUAUCAAGUAUGUAGUUUGCAUUCCCAAAGAGCUCCUGAUAGGAUGAUAACAUGUUUUAACAUGGACCCGGUAUUUGUUUUAAUCAGGGGACUGAAAGAGCCAUAAUUGUGACAUCAGGUGUUUUUUUGGUAAGCGGCCAUUUAUGAUUCUGGAAGAUUAAGGCAGCUAGGAAGCCCCUUCUGAGAUUUUAACAAAGCUCUCGAACAACAACCAACGCCAUGGACACAAAGCUGGACCCUUCCCGGGAUGACCUACCUCUCAUGGCCAACACCAGCCACAUACUUGUGAAGCACUAUGUACUGGAUUUAGAUGUGGACUUUGAAAGUCAAAUCAUCGAGGGCACCAUAGUGCUUUUCUUUGAGUCUGGAAAGAAACAGAGUCGGUCCACCAAGGAACCCUGCCGAACAGAGUCAAACGAAGCCUGCAGAUUUAGGAUGCCUGAACCCUGCCAUAGUCCUGUGACAGAUACGAGGACCUUCUCCCCUAAAACAAGAUCUAAUGAUUUUACAAUCUGUGGUAAAGGUGAAAAAGAUACUUCUGGUAAAGAUGGUAACCAUGACAACCGGGAACAGGCUUCUGGGAUUUCUAGCUCAAAGUACUGCUGUGACACAGGGAAUCAUGGGAGUGAGGAUUUUUUGCUAGUGUUGGACUGCUGUGAUUUAUCUGUGUUAAAGGUUGAGGAGGUGGAUGUUGCUGCUGUGCCAGGUAUUGAAAAAUUGACAAGGUCUCCCAAGCUCACAGUUGUUUCUGAGGAGCUCAGGAAUCAGAUUGUGUGUGAACUUGUGACUCUGCCUGCAGAUCGUUGGAGGGAGCAGUUAGACUAUUAUGCUCGUUGCAGCCAGGCUCCUGGCUGUGGGGAACUCCUGUUUGACACUGACACUUGGAGCUUGCAGAUCAGGAAGACAGGGGCUCAGACAGCUACUGACUUUCCUCACGCCAUAAGGAUACGGUACAGCACCAAACCCCAGGGGCGAUCAGUUACCUGGACCUCAGACCAGAGUGGCAGGCCAUGUGUUUAUACUAUGGGAUCUCCCAUAAACAACAGGGCCCUUUUUCCCUGCCAGGAGCCACCCGUUGCCAUGUCAACAUGGCAAGCUACAGUUCGAGCAGCUGCAUCUUUUGUUGUUUUAAUGAGUGGGGAAAAUUCUGCCAAGCCAACACAGCUUCGGGAAGGGUGCUCAAGCUGGCAUUACUAUGUAACCAUGCCGAUGCCGGCCUCCACCUUCACAAUCGCAGUGGGAUCCUGGACAGAAAUGAAGCCAGAGACCUGCUCAUCCAAUGAUCUGGCAGCAGAGAGAUCUCUGUCACCUUCCGAGGCCGACUUCAGGUAUGUUGGCAUUUGUGGUCACAUGGAAUACCCCUGCCGCUUCCAGAAUCCUUCUGCCACCACCCAGGAAAUUAUUCCUCAUCGGGUCUUUGCCCCACUGUGCCUCAAGGGUGCCUGCCAAGAGACCCUUCUGCAACUGGUCCCUCCUUGCCUCUCAGCAGCACACCGUGUCCUGGGAACACACCCGUUCUCCAGGCUGGACAUACUCAUCGUCCCCAGCAAUUUUCCGAGUCUGGGGAUGGCCAGCCCACACAUCAUCUUCCUCUCUCAGAGCGUCUUGACGGGAAACAGCCAUCUCUGUGGGACCCGUCUCUGCCAUGAAAUCGCUCACGCCUGGUUUGGGCUAGCCAUCGGGGCCCGGGACUGGACGGAGGAGUGGCUGAGCGAAGGGUUCGCCACUCACUUGGAAGAUGUGUUCUGGGCCAAAGCACAGCAGCUGGACCCCCACGAGGCCCAGGAGCAGCAGGAGCUGAAGGCUUGUCUACGCUGGUGUCGUCUCCAGGACGAGGUGCGGAACUCCCCGGAGGAGAUGCAGGUGUUGAGACCCAAUAAAGAGAAGACUGGCCAUGUGAGUGACUCAGGAUCAUCUGUCGUCAAACAUGGGCUCAAUCCUGAGAAGGUCUUCAUGCAGGUUCAUUAUUUAAAGGGCUAUUUCCUUCUCCGGUUCCUUGCCCAAAGACUUGGAGAUGACACCUAUUUUGCAUUUUUAAGAAAAUUUGUGCACACCUUUCAUGGGCAGCUGAUUCUUUCUCAGGAUUUCCUUCAAAUGCUGUUGGAGAACAUCCCAGAAGAAAAAAGGCUUGAGUUGUCUGUGGAGAACAUCUUCCGAGACUGGCUUGAGAGUUCUGGAAUACCCCAGCCGCUGCAGAGGGAACGCCAGGCCGGGGCGGAGUGCGGGCUUGCGCGGCAAGUGAGCGUCGAGGUCGAGAAAUGGAUUCGAAUGAACCGGAGACCCCGAAAACGGAAGCGAAGGGAGACCGAAAAACUGUUUGAAAAGGACAUAUUUUGGUUAGGCACGGCCCACGUGUUCCCAGCAUGCCAGAAUGUGAUGUCCAGUAGGUCUUCAUUUUAACAUGAGAAGAAAGCAAGUCCCUUAGAAAAAUUUUACAGCAGCUGAUAACCUGCCGAGUCGUGGCUCUCCGUGAAAGGUCAGGUGCACAGCUCCUUGGCAAUGCCCUAACAGUGCCAGCUGGUGGAGCAUGACGUCAGAGCUGCACAGUCAUGAAAAUGAAAGGGGCCACUGGGGUUUAGUCCCCCGAGGAACCAAAGAAUUGCAGAAGCUUCCCUGUGCAUCUUGAAUACUCUUCCCAGCCCAGCUCCCAGAGGGUGGCAGAAUUAAAACACGAGCUUCCUAAACUGUUACUGGAUCAUGUCAUUGAGGGUCAUUUUUGGAAAUGUAUCUCCGUUCCAACAGGCAAAUGCUAUCUGCUCCCCCAUCUUUCAACUUGUCCCCACUAUUUGGAGGAUUAUCCUGUUUGUGGACCUUGUGCCACCCUGAGGGGCUUGGGUGUUCCACAGCCCCCACCCUUUCUUUUGAUUACAUGUGUUUCUGCUAAAGACAUCUUUUUCCAGUGCUUAUAGGGGGCAUGAAUAAGUUGCUCAGUCCCCUGUAGUUUUUUGUACUUUGUGGUUUCUCUCAUCCUGUUGUGUUAACCAUAACAUGGAAAGGGGCUUGAUCAGAAGGCACAAGUCCAAGGAUAUCAGACUCAUGUGUAGUGGCCCAGAAACUCUCCAGUGUGCCUGAAAACACACUUUGUUGUGUAUGUCUGAGAAAGCCCCAUUUGUCCUGACCAACCAGGGCCAAAUGCUUCCGGUAGUGUGGCUUUCCUUUUUGGGUCACCCCUCUUGGAGCUGUAGGUGCAAGUCCUGCCCCCCCUGGGGCCCUGGGGUCGACCAGGUAUUCCUCAGGUGCGGAGGAGCUGUUCCACACCCAGCAGUCUGUGGGGCCUUGUGGCUCAUCAGAAAGCCUAUCCCUUCUGGAGCAGAGUGGGCUUUUGCCUCCAGGGAAACAAGAGGGUCCCAUAGCCCUGUUUUUAAAACAUGCCUCGUGGGUAUGUUCUCAGUUAAGUACGGUCUGCCGUUCUGCCAUUCAGAGGUAUUUCUAUUGACACAGAAGCCACUGGCUAAAAUCUGGAGAUGUUUUUCUCUGUCCUUGGAAAGACAGCAGUGUUCGCUGUUCACCCUCACCUUGGGUGUCCAGUGGGACUGGUCAGAAGAGUUGAUGUUCCUCCAGCAUACUCUCUGCUCUGUAGGUCUUUCUGAGGCACGGGAUUCAGUCGUGGCACAUUUCAGGAGUGCCAGAGGCUAGUUUUUGUAACCAGUAAACAGUAGGUGCUAUUGAGGAAUAGAGACACGUUCUCUGAAACAAAUCGGUAAAUACAUGACUGAAUAAAGUCAGGGCAGGGUGAUUUCUUGUACCCAGUUGUGUGCUGUGAUGAAAUAGCCUUUACUCUAUGAUAAAAUAGCCUUCUCACUGAUUUUAUAGGCUGUGCUGCCCUGAAAGAUUCCCAGAGGUCUUUACUGACUGUGGAUGUGCGUGUGCAUGUGUGUGUGUAUAAUGGGGACGGGCUUUCCUGAUACUGUGCCAAGUGCUGGAACACCCGAGUUCGUUUUAGAAUGGCUGUUUUUUAGAGCACCAGUGUAGUUUCUGAGGAGAUUUCAGUUAGAAACAGUGGAGUCAGAGGAACGCCUUACGUGGUUUGAGGGCAGGUACCUGCAACUCCAGUCAGCACAGAUCACUAAGAAUAGCCCUGCUACCAUGUGCUGUUAAUCUCAGAGGCAGUUCUCUCCUACUGGGUCACAGAGGCUGGAGGGUGGCACGUCCAAGGUGUCCACCUAGUGUGUCCUCGUUUCACCCCUUCUUUUGAUACCCUUGUUCCCCUUUCUGGUGCUAGCCUCUCCCCCCACCUGUUGAUUUGGGUGGCUCGUCCCCUCAGGGUGCCCAGCAUUCCUCUCUCCAUUCUCCUCUCUUAUCCCCGCUCCCCUGCACCCCACCUGGUGACUCCUUCCGUCCUGCGAAAUCUACUUGUCCGGUUUCCCUCUCCUUCCACCCAGUCAUGUUCUACCAGACGGCCUCUCCACCAGGUGACGUGUUAACCCAGUAGCACUGAUGGGCUUACGUGUGUGUGGUCCUCUCUGUAUCGGUCAGUGACUCUUCAUGUUAACUCCAUAACUCAGUUUCCCCUCUUUGAAAAUGAAAUACUAGGUUAAUUAUCUGACACUAAUUAAUAAUAAAUUUAGUCUACUUAAUAUUCCUUUCACCAGAAGGAUCCCGUUGGGAAUAUUUGACAUUUAGGAAUAUGAGCUUUAUGUUGAAUCUGGCAAGAUUCAGUGAAUCACAGUGCUGUUUUUUGUAUUUAUUUUGUGCCAUAUCAGAAAUGGGACUAGAGUAUGAGUUACAUAACAAUUUAAUAUACAGAAAUGAUAAAAAUCAUAUAGCCAGAAGUCAAAUGUCCAAAGUUCUUUGUGUUGGGCAUUAAAUUUAGUAUACUGUACAUAGCAGUUUAUAAUGUCAAACCACAUCAUUUGCUUAAUCAAGUAGGGGUUCUAACAUGUUGUAUGUUCUCUGCCCAUUUUGCUGUCACCUGUGUUAGUGCAGUUCUGUCCCCUAAAUUAAGAGACUUGCUUUCUAUGUGACCUGUUGGUGACACGUGUCCCUGCUUUGUCUUCUGUUUAGAGAUUUGGUUCCGAGUCCUGGCAUUCAUGUUGUUUUCUCUUUAGGGUGCAUAUUUGAAAACCAGGGGUUUUCAGUUAUAUUUGAAACUUAAUCGUACUUUUAUUUCUUGUUCAAAGCCAAAAUGUAAGUAGUGAUUACUUCAUCUUUAUUCUUAUUACACUUUUGAAUAAGAGCUUAGGUAUCUUCAUAAAGUGGAUCCUUCACAAAGGAGAAUGGGUUCAGACAACCACUAAAACAUACUUUUUCACCCCCAUUUUCUCCCUCCUGGUAAUAUAGGUUGACUUGAAAAAUAACAUCAAGAUAUAAGAAAGGGCAAAACUGGUAAAUACAAAUUGAGUUUUCUGACACAGAUCACAGAGGUGAGAGAAUUUGAGACCAUGUUCCUUACAGUUUGAGACAAUAAAUGGGGCAGAAAUGGCAUAAAGGGUGAGGGUGAAACAGUUGAACAGUAAAGAUGAGCUAGUAUUGAAACUGCACUUGGGCAUUAAUAAUUUCUCCCUUAAACCAUGCACUGUGGCCUGUGAGGCCUCCUUUGGCUCAUCAGUUUUUAUGUGGGCUAAAGGCACUUGUUUGGAAGAUGUAAAUAUCCUCAUGUUUUUUUAAUGGAGAAAGGUUGGAACGAUUAUGCCUUCAAUUCUGAUCAACUGACAGUCCUUGAUUUCACAUGAGCCACACUGAGAGAAAGCACAUACUGUUUCGGUGAUGUAAUACACAUCUCUAGAAAGAGGAGCUUGACAGGCAGGCCUUGCUGUGAUUCUUGCUAAAGGCUAGAUUGGAUUGAUUGAUAUGUUUCUGGUUUUGUUAUGAACCUGGGAGGGAAGUGGGAAGACAUCCUAUACAUCUAGCAUUUCGUUUAAUAAUUUGGAAGAAAAACAUUUCUAACAGUAGUCACACUUCAUUUUUUCCCUGAAACUGGACAUUAAUUGUUGGCGUAUUUGAAAAAUCUGCCCCAAAGAUGCAUCCUAUGGGAGCAGUCAGAAACUAACUCAGGUUGAGGACCAGUUGGAACACCUUGAAGAUCUAAGCAGUAGUAACUCUCUAAGGAAUUUCCUUUGAACUGGUGCCUUGCUAUUUUUAAAAAUGAAUCCCGUUGACACCAGAUUCACACAAUAUAUAUAUUUUAAUUUUUUUAAUGUUUAUUUAUUUGAGAGAGAGAGAAAGAGUGUGAGCAGGGGAGAGGCAGAGAGCAAAGGAGACAAUCCGAAGGAGGCUCCAGGCUCUGAGUGGUCAUGCACAGAGCCUGAUGUGGGGAUCAAACUCAUGAACCACAAGGUCAUGACCUGAGCUGAAGUCGGAUGCUUAACUGACUGAGCCACCCAGCCGCCCAACAAUAUUUUCUAAAAGAAAUCAGUGCGUAGCAUAGCUUGUCUGUCAGUAAGAGCAGGCACUGCCCUUUCAUCAUUCAUUGACCCAGACUCGCCCCCUACACCACAUGCUUUCAGAUGCUUCAUCCAGAAAAUGAAAAUGAGAGACUGCAGACCCCGGGGAGAGGCUCCUGUGACGUUGGUCACACUGAACUCUCUUGAAUACAAAAGACUGUACAAAUACUCAUGUUUUAAAUCUCCCCAGAUUUUUGCUAUCUCGUAAUUGAGGUGUCUUUUAAGAAUUCCUGCUGUAUUUAAGGGUUCCUUUAUGAGGAUGCACCUGUGAUUUUGUGUGUGCACAUUUCCUGUAAGCCUAAGCUUCUCUAAGCUUGAGGGCAGUUGGAAUCUUCCAGUGAGCUUGCUUGCUUUUGCAAGAUCUUACUGGUUUCUCUGAAGGACAUUUUUUGUAAUUUAAUUAUUUGAAAGUAUGAAAAUACAAUCUUUUGAUUUUAUUAUCUGAGGUUGUAAUUCUUGAAGAUGGAAUUUGGUAGGCUUCACUUGAUUUUUUUUUUUUUUUUAAUGUUUGUUUAUUUUUGAGAGAGACAGAACACAAGUUGGGGAGGGAAAGAGAGGGAGGGAGACAGAGAAUCCCAAGCAGGCCCCGCCCUGCCAGGGCAGAGCCGAAACCAAGAAUCCGAGGCUUAACCGACUGAGCCACCCAGGUUCCAAGGUCCUUGCUUUUAAUUGUCACCUAUGGAAAAAAAUCCUAAAUUUUAAAUAACUUUCUAAGAGUAGCAACCCUUAAAAUGACAGGAAUCAUAAUGGAGGGUGGGGGAAUGUCCUUCAUCCCUUAUAAAGGUAUUUAAUCUUUUUGUAAAAAAUCUUUCCUUGCUCCCUAAUUAGCUUAAUAUGUAAUUGGCCAUAAAACGUGUGUAUUUACUUGCUCUUAAAAACCAGAAGUGUGGUGUUGUAUUCCUUUCAGCAGCUACCAGAAUGGUGGGGAUAUUUUUGUUUUAAGCAGGGAGAACACUAGUUUGUUGCAGACGUCACCAGGCGUGACACAACGGAGAAGUGGAGGAAACCUGGCCCAGGAGCUCCAGAUCUGACCUGGAGACCACAGGGCUGGAAGUCAGCCGGGGUGGCGGCAGGGCUGUGGCUCUGAGAGCCCUUUGGCCUCCUUGUCCCAGCCUGGCCACAGCUCACUUUAGCAGUCCAGGCCCUGAAUGUCCCUCUCUUGCCAACUCAACUGUUAGGGGAUCAGAUGCUCACUGCGUUUGGGCAGGUUGCGCAUUCUGAAUGCGCUACUUGCAGAAAGUGGUAGCAUCUGUUAAACUUUUCAUUUGAAACCUGGAUGCCCCUGUUCUGUUGGAACAUCACACAUGUGUGAGGUGUCUCCAGCCUUACUGUGGGCAUGAAGAUUGUAGAGAGCCUACAGAGGCUUUUGAAGUUUUUUACCAGCAUGACCUCAGAACGGUAUUGGUAGUUUGGUUAUGAAUAACUGUUUUAUGAUGUUUCAGGAAAAAUGUAUUUAUUUGUUCAUCUUUGUAUUUUUUUGUUCGCCUUUAAGUUGGGGAAAAAAAAGAAAGGAUUUUCUUUUAUCAGUGUCUAUUUUAUCUUAAGAAUUUUUUCUGAAGUCAUCCUUUGCUUAUUUUACCCAAAAGCUGAUUAGAGUUCAUUGAUAGAAAAUAAUAGGCUAUACAAGUAACUACAGAAAAUAUUUGUGUCCUUAGGACAUAUAAGUCAUCAGAAGUAUUGCCACAUUCGGUUGUAAAGGUUGUAUUGUUUGAGAUUAUAGUAUAAAAAAUAACACCGUAUCUUGGGCACCAGAGCUUGAUGAAUUCCGGUGUGCUACAGAAAUUUAACUUGCAUUUUUCCCUAGAAUAUUCACCUUUCUUCUCCACCUCUCAGUUUGUGGAGUAAAUAAGGCAUCAUCUUUGUUCUGGGCAUAGUGCCUCCAGGAGAUGGCUGAGGGACGGGGACAGGAUGGUAAAUCGUCCAGUUUGCUAAACUAGAAAGGAAAAGCCCGUAAGUGCUGUUUAUUUCUCUUCAGCUGCUCUCUGCAGUCCUUCAGACGCUCCUGGAGAAGGAAGUGCUUAAUCCUGAAAACUAUGGCAACAUUAUAAGUGAUUUAUCUGUAUAGUGUAGCCCAUUACCUGGCAGACAAGCUCAUAAAUUCCUGAACGUUUAUCUGGCUUCACUUGCUGAUUCAUCGUGAUCCUGAGCAGCAUUAUUACUGGGCCCCUACUUACCGAAUGUGACCAGGAGUAUGGUGCCAUGGUGGGGAAUGUUGGCACCUCCAAUGUGUACAGAAUACAUGGAGCUCUUUCGGUGAAAGUUGCUUGGCGUGAAGAAUGCUUUCAGUGUGAGAAACCAUCCAUCCAUCCACCCACCCACCCACCCACCCACCCAUCCACCCAUCCUCACUCUGUGCAAGGCCUGUAUCUCUCAAAAGUAAAGCUACAUGUACGUACUGUCCUGAGACAGGAGAAGGAACGGAAGUUUCCUAAAGAAUAAAGUACAUUCAAGCAAGGUGGAAAACAACACUGAUUCCUGUCAUUAUACCAAAGGUGAUGGUAUAAACUAAACCAAACGCCCUGGAAAACUAGAUCCCAUCAACCUUGAAUGACAGAGCUAGAUAGGAAUGAGCCCAGCCCAGAGUGUAGUUGGGAGAACAUGCUGUUUCCAGCAGCUGCAAUUUCACAUACAUCAGACUGUGAAUUCUUCUGUGCUUUGGUUUCUAGGCAACUUGCAGAAAUUUUAAAUCUGAAUAUAAACAUAUAAACUCUCCCCUCCCCUCCCCUCCCCAACCAAAAAAAACCCCUCCUGAAUACAAUGAUAGAAAGCCUAAUGACAUAACCCCUGUUUGCCACAACUCUUGGUAACUACAGCAAACAAAUCCAGGCCACUACCUGGCUAUUUAGAGAUUCUGGUGGUUAAAUCUAGGAAGUGAAGACAAAGCAGCUGUAAAUAACUCCUUUUGUUGCAAAAUGAUUAAUAUUUCUAUGGUAUGAACAAAUCGUGGGUAUUCUGCUUCCAGGAUCCCCUGCAAGAGAAGGGAUCUCCUCAUGGAAAUGGUUUCUUUCAUUAAGGGAGAUUUCUUUUCCUGUAUUUUUAAUUUGUCCUGUAUUAAGAUUGUUAGAAGUCGUAGAUCUCUUUAUUGACAGCAGCAUGUUUUGUCCAUGAAGGGGUACUGGAUGGUUUCUUGAAUACUGGCUUAUCUUACCUUUUCCUGUAGCGGCUCUCAGGACUCACAGAGUCCUGUUUGGAUGGAUCGGGGCCUACACCGCCACAGGGAGGGAAGUGAUAGGAGCAGUCCCUGAAUCACUGUGGCUGACUGUUGGUGUUGGGGAUUCGGACUUCAAGAUAACCGUGGCGAGUUUAUAGGUGAGGCAGGUUUAAUAAAGUUGCCAGUAAAUGUGGCAGUCGCAGUGAUCUUGAUAGACCAGGCACUGUUUAGAUUCAUGUGGGAAACUCCCAGCCCUAGGUUUGAAAGCAGGGUUAUUGUGGAUCCACUGGGCAGACAGAAGUUGAAUGGGACACCUGUGGGGAUUUGCCCAGUGCCUCUAAAUAUCUAAUAGUGCAAUGGCUGGGAGGGGAUCAGACAGUAUGCUUUAUGCACUUUGGGAGUCUGCAUCUCAAGGAGUGUGGAUCAGUUGGGAAAGGUCCAAAGAGAGGUAAUAUUAGAGAAUAAACAUUAAGAUCUAUGAGGAGAGUUUUUCUGUCUAGUAGCAACAAUGUUUGAGGCUUUGGGGAUGAACUGCCAGCAGGGUUCUAGCUUUUGUGCCUCUGGACAAGUCACUGAGUGCCUCUCAAAACUCUCCUUUAGUGAGGAAGCCAGACAUCCUGCCAUCUUUGUAUUAUGUCCUGUAUUCAAAGGAGGUGUCCACAAGAUAAUCUUUAUUUUCACAGGACAAAAAUGAAGUGAUUUAAACUGCACUGGCGGGUUUAAGAGUCCUAUUUUUGCAAAUUAUAAAUCAAUAUACUGUGUUACUAAUAGAAACGGUUAAUAAAUUCAUAUUUUUACACAGCUGUAUCUUGAUCUUAGCUCAGAUGUUGAUCUCAGGGUCAUGGGUUCGAGCCCUGCACUGGGCUCCACACUAGGCUUGAAACGUACUUAAAAACAAAAAGAAAACCCACAACAUUUUACUUUAAUAAUACUUCUCCUAAAGUCUUUAGGGCAGGCUAUACAAUAGAAACAAUUUAAGAGUUUAUUAAUUUGUUUACCCCUGCUAUGGACAUCAUGUUUGUUUAUUGUCAUUCCUUCAUUUUUCAUGUUAUUAAUUUUUAAGUCUUUAAAAUGGCCCCUGGUGUUAUUUACUGUCAAGAACAGUGACUUGUAACGGCAGACUAAGAUUGCUGACAUUAUUUUUUAUUUCUCAGAGUUUGUAAAAACUUUUCAGGAUGUUAAAUUUCUUAAGUUAGUACAUGAUUGAUAUAUUUCCUUUUCCCACAGAACUAAAGCAUGUUAAGGAUGCUAUUUUAAUUUAAUUUAAUUUAAUUCUGGGAAUAUAAUAAGAAUAGCAGUAGGGGCUUGUAGGAAGGGCUAGAAGAGGAAGCACGGGUCUUGUUAGCCCUCCUCGAACACAAGCAGCACCAGGUGGAGACGGUUUCUCCUCAGUUCCAGAGGACCUCAGGAGGGGAGAGGAGCACAGGGGUCAGGUGGCUUUGAGGCCACAGCUUCACCAGAGGGCCCUGCUUCCCCAAGCCCUUCCCAUAGGCUUGUGUCUACAUUGAUAGGAAUAACCGUCCAUACAUAAUCAAACAUCAGUUACUUUCCUGUGCUUUGUAAAAUUUAAUGCCCGGCCUCUUUUUCCUGUGGGUUUUUUUCCCCUUUAGAAUUACAUUGCUAUCAGGAAUGGUUUUCUGAGAACUAGGGACGAAGGAGGGCUGUAUUUCACGGUGUGCAAUUCUGCUAAUAAAAAUGGAUGGUCAAACACAAAGCCAAGUUUAGCUUCCAGCUGAAUGCUUCCAGCAUUUAGACCAUUGUACAGCCACAUGAUAAGCACUUUUUUCUAAAGAAAAAUGUCAAGGCCCAGGUCCAAGUGUGUUUCAUCUUGGGCUGCUUCCCAGUGCCUGAGGUUCCACAUUUUCCAGUUCUUCUCCAGAACUUGCCUCCAUCCCUGGGAUUAAAGAGCAGGGAGAUCUGACUCCUUUGCUCAUUUCUGACCAAGUGCUCCAAGAGACACCUACUGGUAAGGAUGCUUUCCCCCUCCCUCCGGUUGAGUGUUCAUGGAGGUGAGGCCAUUCCUGACAGAACUACCCCUCCCCGCUCAGCCUUCCUCUCUUGCAGGAGGGAGGGUCUUAAUUUGGAAUGAUUCCAGCUCCUCUCCUGCUGGUUUAGCUUCACAGACCAAGUAAUGCCAAAAGAGAGCCAAAGGUAUUUAAAAAAAAAACUGAUCCAAGUGAGGUAUGAUUGGAAACAAUUGCUUUUCUAAUAUAGGACAUGACAAAGAAUUACACUUCUUCCCUCAGUGAAGAGUUUACCUGGAAAGAUACGGCUCAUUAAUUCUCUUUGGAAAACAUAAAGUGUGAAAUUUGGAAAACAUAAUUGGGCAGUUCCGUGAUAAAGUCUGUAUACCAUAAAAAAAAAGAAAUUAAUGGCACUGAUCUUGUGGACAUGUGGAUUGCUCUGUCCUCUUAACCUGUUCCUUUAUAGCUCAGGCAUUUUGUCUGGCUUCUGCAACCACACGGUGUCAGGCUAUUCAGGAACUUGGCCAGGUUUAGCACACCUGAGUGAAACAUCUGGGGCAAAGGAAAACCCCUUCAACAGCAGCUUUGUUCCCUUUGAACAGUGGAAGAAAUGGCCUUAGGAAAAGAUUGAUUUGUGCUAGAAAAAUAGAAACCAUGGGGAUCUAUUCAAAAAUAAGUUUGUGUUUUAAAUCAAUUAUGUACUAAAAAUCUGAUACGGGCCAAUUGUAAUUGCAGUGCUGUGUAUUCAGAUUCCUCGAUUGUGUGGAUUUUGGGGGGAGGGCGAGUGAACAUUUCAAAAAACUAUAAUAAACUGGGCUGUGAUCUCACCAUAUGUGUUGAAUUGAACACAACUCUUCUGCUUUUAAUGAAGACUUUAGCCUUUAGGGGUAAAUAAAACAUCACUAAACAGGGAUGGCCUGAAUAUUUUUUACUGGCUGUAAUAAUUAAAGCCAUGAAAAAGGUGGUGGGGUUAUGUUACUUAUUAACUUGAAUCACUCUUAGAUUUGAUCAAGACGUGGUUGCCCAUGGCGUUUUGUUUCAUGUUUGUCCUUUGUUUCAUUGACAUGCUCUGCCCUGGCCUCCAUGGCACUAGAAAAGCAGUGAAGCAGUUAGAAACCAGACCCUAAAGGGCUUUUAGACCCCCUAUCCAGCUUUCUUCUCAUCUCAGCCCACCGACUCCAGCAAACUUCUCAGCCACUAGAGUCAAGCCUGAAAUUCCCUAUGAAGCUGUGUCCUUGGGGAUGAGGGGAGGGCCCAGGAAGGAAUCCUCCCCUCUUAGGAGGAAACUGGUCAGAGUGCAGGUGUAGCUGAGAGCCUUUAAAGAAUGUUUUUAUCUUCCUCACAUAUUGAGCCAAACACAAACCAGCAGUGAGGUUGAUUCUAAGAGGAACUUAGAACCCACAUGUAUUAGUUUCCUGUUGCCGUUGUAACAGAUUACCACAAAUUCUGUGACUUAUAACAACACAGAUUUAUUACCUACAGUAUCUGGAGGUAAGAUGUCCAAAAUCAUUCUCAUUGGGCGAAGUUCAGGGUGUCAGUAGGCCUUUCUGGAGGCUCUGGGAGAAUCCACUUCUUUUCCUUUUCCAGUUUCUAGAGGUCCCUGCAGUCCUUGGUUCAUGGUCUCUUCCUCCAUCUUCAAAACCAGCAAGGCCUGGCCAGUCUUUCUCACGCUACUGUCUCUCUGGUUCUCUCUUCCUUGCCUGUCUUCUUCACUUCUAAGGACCUUGUGAUUACAUCAGGUUCACUCGGUAAUCCAGGAUCAUCCCAUCUCUAAAUCGGCUGAUUAGCAACCUUAACUCUCCCUUGCCGGGCAACCUAAAGUACUCACUGGUUCCAGGGAUCAGGGUGUGGCCAUUAUCUUGUUUACCACACUAGAGAGUAUUGAUAAUGUAAGAGAUUAGUGAAUUAGGAGUUCAUAGAGUUGGAUAGUAGAUACAGGCUGUGUGGUAUUAGAAGUGGGUUUUCAUAGCUUCUUACUAAGGUUUCUUAUAACUACUAUCUGGAAAAAUUAUAUAUGUACAUGAACACACAUGGUAUGUAACACCAAUAAAUAAAAAGAUCUUUAUUUUUAGCUUGAGUGGGUUUCUAUUUUACUGUAAUAUCUAAUGUCAACUAGUAAAUAUAAAGACACUUUAAGUGUGACAUACACAUAUGUAUAAUUUUAGCUUGGGGGGAAAUGGCAUUUCUCUAUUCAAAAGAAUGAUCCAAUUAUAGUUUCAUUGACUUGAGAAUAAUUGAAUUAAUGUUUUGUCUUGUGAAUUUUUUGUGUUAUAAUUUGUCAUUAACACCCCACUUCAUAGGAGAAUGUCCAAUAAAAAUGAUACUCUAUUUAAAAAACAAAGAUACUCUGUUUUUAGCACUAUAAAGAUCCUUUUUGGUGCUCACAUCUGUAAAAGUUUUACAUAGUUUUAAGCACUGUGUGCAUUUCUUGUGUGUAAGUGGCUUGACUUUUCUGUGGGCCCUUGCCCCAGUCAUCUCUUUUGAAGGCCCUGGGUGGUGUGAGCCCAUGUCUGCAAGGCCAUGGCAAAAUCAACUGAGAUAGCAGAUGUGUGAAGUUCUCUGGGAGAAAAGCACCAUCUGUAUUUGCAUAAAGCGGAGCUGCCGUGGUUAAGCUGUCAACAGCUUCCGAGUAGAAAAUGUCCCUGAAGUAGAUAUGACAUUUACCUGUAAUGGCUUUCUUUGCCUGUGAAAUUAAUGGUGUAAGGCUUAAAAAAAGAAAAAAAAAAUUAUCUUUGAAUUUCUGUUUUAAAGUUGAUCCUGUUUUAACAAAUGUUCGUCAUUUUAGUUGCUAAAAUCAGUGCUAAUGGGCACAAGAUUGAAACUUUGAUCUUGUUGCAAGACAGGUUACAUUAAUUCCGCAUCAUGCAAAUUGGCUGUGCUGGGUGCUGAGGGUGGGGCGACUGAAAGAAAAGACCUCCGGGGGCCCUUCCAGGAGCUCAGAAGCUCCGUGUGUGCACAGCAGCACUGACAGUUCUGUUAUACGUCAGAGCGGGACUGCUCACGUGGGAAUAGGGGAGAGAAUAAAACCCAGGAAGCACAAACUGUUUCUGGAAGGGUUCUUGAAAAAGGUAGCCCCUGAAAAGUGAUUAGGGGGAUCUGAGGGCAUUCCAGGCAGAGGGACUGGUUAUUAGCAAUUCAUAUCAGUUUGCAAAAAAAGCUUGACCGGCUGAGAGGAUUGGAACUGGAAAUGAACGUAUUGAAUGACACACAUUGGGGCAUACAGGUCACUGUGUCAGAGAACAGAGAGAAGAGGCGGCCAGAAUCAGAGUUGUGCGUAAGCGACACUCACCUGCCCGGUGGGGUUGGGCAACAUGGGUUUAUAAUCCAGAUCCAUGCCAUCACGCAGGCCUGACCAGGCCCUGGGGCCCGCACAACGGGAGGCGCUACAAACCACGGAGGGAGGGAGAAUGAAGAGCUGCUUUGGUUUACGUUUGGUGAUUAACUUUGGUAGUCACCGGUUUCACUCCGUGCUCUACGCUCCUUGUCUCCUUGUGGGCACAGUUGGUUCUUGGGAAGCAUAAGGGAGGAGGGUGGGCCGUUGUAAAUUCACGCCAAGGACCAAAGUGGGUCACGAGCCCAGAAGUACGCUGGCCAGUAUUCUUGACACCCUAAGAGUUGGGUAGAGUUUUGGGGGAUGCGAGAAUGGAACUGGCAGUUUGCGCCCAAGGUCAUUAGGCAAGUAGACCCGGGUUCUGACUCGCCCGCUGAAGGCGCCCCUACUGCCUGCUGUUUGUGUUCGGAGGAAAAGGACGCUUGUGUUUAAAGAGAGGCAAGGCAGUCUUACCGCCUGCACCAGGCGAGAGCUCCCCCCCCCGUCCCGCCCGGUGCAGCCAGGUGCGGGAGGGUGCCGCGGCCGGGUAGACACCUGCAGGCCUGGGGGGAGGCUGGGCGGGGCCGGAGCGGAACCACGACACCGCCCCCUCCGUGAGAGUCCCGGCAGCCCGCCCACCACCCGCUCCCUCGGUAGGUUGACCCCUGCGGCGCAUGGGCCCACUCUCGGGCUGCGAGGCCGCCCCGACACUGGCGCGGGAGCGGACUUUAUCUGGGCUUGGCGAUUCGUGUCGCGUGAGGGUCCGGGUCGGGGAAGACGAACCGCGGCCGGUGGGGCCCCAGAGCCAACACGACUUGCUUUGGUUGAAACCUUCUUGUAUUAGGGGUGCUCCCGGCUUCGGAUCCAGGCAUUUGGGCACCCCAGAGAUUCCCUAAAUCCCUUUUGUUCUUCUUCCCUGCGGGGACCGACUGCGCCUUCCUGGUGGACGCUGGGUGCUCCGUUCUCCUGGCGAAAAGGCUUCUGUGCGUAUCGUGGAGGCAUCCGGCGUGCUCACCCAGGGUCUCGGCUUCGUAACCGGAGAGCGUUAUUCGCGCAUUGAUUCUACGCAACAGCCGUAGGCUCCUAGGAGCUAGGUACUUUAAUUUUGUGCCCCCCUCCACCCUUCAUAAUUUGUUGUCCCCUGCUUUCUAACUUAGGUCAUUCUUUGCUUCAGAGACAAAUGUGCUCGGGGACAGAUGUCAGUGUAGUCCUCCCUCGUUUUAAACUUAGGUGAAGUUGGUUGACAGCGUGGAGCGAGACGUGUAGAAUUCGGGCAGCAUCGUCCAGCGGGACCUGUGGAAUUGAUACUGGCGUUUAGGGACUUGCUUUUGAAAAGCCUUGGAGAGGUGUCACCCCCACUCCCACCCCACCCCGCUUUGAAGAGAGGUGGGAGUGCAGAGUGCUGCGCAGGUGGUUUCCCAGUGCUGGCCCUCAGAGGACAGCGCUCUGCUUAGGAGGGGGAGGGGGGGCAAACGUUUCCUAAAUACUGCUUCCUCCCCCC